UGAUCACACUGCUUUGGUCUCCAUCCAUACAUUGGCUGCUGAUGAUGAGGCAGCUGGUGGCGCGCACGGACUCAUUGUAAAAAGAGAGAGGGGGGAGCGCGCUCUCGCUCGCAGAGAGUCGGGUACGCGCGAAGCGGUGUGCAGAUGUGUCGCAGAUUUUGUAAAGUCACUGGACGCUCGCAAAGAUCCACCACAAGGAAGAGUCGCUCCGGACAAAUGGGCCCUUAAACUGUGAGGAAAACAAGACGGCUGAGGAGGAAGAGGAAAGAAGCGAGGGACGGCUGUCAUACACCAGUUAACGUUAGCUCAGUUUGUAACGGGAGGAGAGAGGGGAGAAAAAAAAAGACGUUACUUUGACAGUUAAAAAGCCAACGGGCGGCCGCGUGCACAGAGAUGGAGCUGUCAGCGAUUGGAGAGCAAGUGUUCGCCGUGGAAUCAAUUGUGAAGAAAAGAGUUAGGAAGGGGAAUGUGGAGUAUUUGUUGAAGUGGAAAGGAUGGCCUCCAAAAUACAGCACGUGGGAACCUGAGGAACACAUUCUGGACCAGCGCUUGGUGCAGGCCUACGAAGAGAAAGAGCAGAGAGACAGAGCUCUGGGUCACAGGAGAAAAGGAUCCAAAACCAAAAAACUCCUUAUGCAGAAUACUAUCUACACCAUGGAUCUCCGCAGCGCUCACAAGUCUCCAGAGAAGCCCCCGCCUCGCCUGCGACUCUCCCUGACACGCUCUCUGGUCUCCGAGGACGAGGAUCAGCCGUACAGUGCCUGCAGGCAGGACGAACAUCUGCAAGUGGCACAUCGAAAAAGCAAACCCAGGAGGUCACAGUUCAAGUGCCUUGACUCAAACCCUCCAAGUCCUACACAAGAGGACUGGGACGGCCAGGGAGAGGAGGAGGAGGAGGAUGACGAGGAGGAAGAGGAGGACAAUGUAGAAUAUGAAGAGGAUAUAGAGGAGGAGAAGGAGUCGUCUCCAAAGGAGAUAACAGAAAGGAGUGUAAAUGGACAGAAGAGGACAGACGAGUGGAAGUCUGCUAUCGGACCAGACGAGGUCAUCGCAUCAGACAAGCCGGACGAUGACGUCUGGAGACCCAUCAUCGGUCCGGGGGAGGUGACCGUCACAGAUGUCACCCUCAACUCCCUCACAGUGACUUUCCGAGAGUCGAGAGUGGCCAAAGGCUUCUUCAGAGACUGGGGCCUGGAGGUCUGAAAUGUGAUGAAGUCUGAGUAGGUUGGUGGGAAGGGCGCUGUGAGAGGGAUUGGGAGUCAUCGCAAUGUGUGAAUGGUCGUUGAGGGCCAGGGUUGGGGUUUUCACUCCCUCUGUGUAACCUCUCGCUCUGCUCUUCCUCUCUUCAACUACUUCCAGCCUGGUCAGUGGUAUGUUUACAUGCACAGAGUCACAACUCCAGUUAAUGUUACAUUUAGGUUGAGCUGUUCACCUCUCGAUACAGUGGGACUGAGUUGCCUUUUUUGAAUUAAAGGGGUAUUAGAUAGCUGCAUGUGGUUGUGACUUCUGUUCGAGAACAACAAGCGUGACCCAAGUCAGCAGGCUGAUUGAGGUGCAAUCAGUAGCACUGUCGGACCGGCGAGCUGUAGCCCGUACGUGAUCGCCAGAUUUAGGUUGAUUUUAGGGGUUCACCAGUUUAGCAGUACCUGGACUAGCCAAGGGCCUUCGGGCCUGUAGAAUUAAAAUGUGACUAAGUAGGUGAGUCCGAUAAAGUGAGAGUACGAGUCAGAAAGCCAAAGAACCUACAACCCUGAUUCCAAACAAGUUGGGAUGCUGUGCACAACAUAAAUAAAAAACAGAAUGCAAUGAUUUGCACUUCUAUACUUAGUUUUUGUCAAUAUACACACUCAUUCUCAGCCUGCAGCGUGUUCAAAAAAAGUUGGGACAGGAUUAAGAUAAAAGACGGACAAGUUGUGGAAAAAGUUCCACAGGUAAACAUACUAACUGGUAACAGGUGAUAGUGUCAUGAUUUCUCACUCCAAAUCAAAUCCCUUCCUCCCCGAGUGAUGUGAGAGCAUGUUGUUUGGAGGAAGGUGUAUGCAGUCUCCCUGAACUGGCAUAUUCCAGGCUGCUUUAUGUUGACAUGUGUAGAGCAUAUACACAACUUUUUUUAGUAUCAGGGUUGUGCUUAACAGAUCUUAUUGGUACCAGUUAAAACUCGCUGACACAGGUAAAUUAUGUUUUUUUAUCAUGGGUCUUAACUCUUCCACCUUAAAGGUACCCUGUAGAGUUUUCUUGUAAAUAGACAGUUAGGUUUACAAAUCUCACUUCCUCCCUAGAGCCUACAUUGCUAGUAGCUUGCAACCUUCUUCUUCCAAUUUAGUGUUGCAUCGCUGCCACCUGUAGAUCAGUGAAAUAGUCUGAACGUAGCAGCAGGAAUGUGUAUCUCCGAACUAACAAACCAAGAACUAACAAACAGUAGUAGUGCUACUAGUGGCCAAAAACUCCACAGGGGACCUUUUAAAUCUGUUAACAAGCAUGAAAAUGUUUCAGUCUUUCAUUUAACGUAAUGAGUUUUGUAUUUGCAAAGUAAACAGUAGCACAGUAGCAGAGUUAUCGCAUUCAGUGACGUGAUGAAUCAUGUGAACCAGAGGGAGAGGAAGAGAUCUCUGUGCAUGUAAACAUGGCCGCUGUUUCUGUCUCUUCCACACUAAGGUAACCAUCCAGAACUGGACUCAUACGUAUUGUACAUACUCCACACUACAGUCCCAUACUAACAUGCAGUGCAGUACCUGUAACCUGUGAACACAUAGACUGUUACUUCUGUACAUGUGGCUUAGUCCUGUAUGCGUUUCAAAGUCCUUUGAUCCGCCUGCAUGCCUUUCUCCUCCAGUACAGUUCUAUCAAUGCAAAUACACAUAGUGUAGUUUUCUCCGUCCGCCCGGCUCUUCAUCUUACAACAUACAACACACUACACAAGUGAUGACUGAGUAUUGUA
This is a messenger RNA of Larimichthys crocea (large yellow croaker), 2938 nucleotides long. It is a transcript of the gene cbx7b, whose product is annotated as chromobox homolog 7b. NCBI's taxonomy places the organism in Eukaryota, Metazoa, Chordata, Actinopteri, Sciaenidae. Gene Ontology annotation, cellular component: PRC1 complex. The transcript has 6 exons. The record is from RefSeq and is a predicted model, not a curated record. Gene Ontology annotation, biological process: negative regulation of transcription by RNA polymerase II. The coding region runs from base 394 to 1203 and encodes 269 amino acids.